Exophiala oligosperma is the source of this 1824-nucleotide messenger RNA. RefSeq lists its product as uncharacterized. Lineage: Eukaryota; Fungi; Ascomycota; Eurotiomycetes; Chaetothyriales; Herpotrichiellaceae. The transcript has a single exon. Gene Ontology annotation, cellular component: nucleus; Smc5-Smc6 complex. Gene Ontology annotation, biological process: DNA repair. Bases 167 to 1603 code for a protein of 478 amino acids. The record is from RefSeq and is a predicted model, not a curated record.
CGAAUAGUCGCAGGCAACUUGGACAAACGCACUUUGAUCGACCUUGACCCGAGUAGACCUGAACAGCGCGUACAGUGCACAGGGAGCCUCUUCACUGAUCCAAUGUAUUUCACAUUGGUUUGUCCACGCUGAACCACACUGCCCCUCACCUCGCGAUGCAUUCGCCAUGGCGCGUUUGAACCCCCGACAACCGCCCUCGGAAUCCGCCAGUGUAAGAGCAACAAGCCCGUUGGCCCCAUCUAUCUUGUCUUCCGUACAUGCUUCGGACUCGGAUAAAGAAAACGAAGGCCGUUUGCGCGAGCCUACCAACAAGGCCAAACGAAGGAGUCGAGCACACUUCAUGUCAGACAACGGAAAAGCCAACCCAAGCGCAAACAAACGGCGGCGAGUCAGUGGUGAUGAAGAUGACGAGACGACUACUGCACGCACCAACAAAUUCUAUGAUCCCGAUCAGAAUCCAGAAGAACGACGGUUCGUGCGUAAAGGACUGCGCAACCUCUUGGGAAAGCUGCAUGACUCCAAGAGUGAAUUCUUAAGACCAGAUUCAAAGGGCUUGGAAGAGACAUUAAAGGAGGCAAAUGAACUGUACAAAAGUGUCAAGCAAACAUCCGAGGCCACGAUCGACUCUCGCUUGCUUGUCGAGACAGCCGACUUAUCCUACCGGAAAAUCAACAGCCUUACGUUAGGGGAUGGUUCAGCCGGCAUCGAUGUGGAUGACUUUGUCACAAAAUGUAUCGGAUUCAUGAAAGGAGGCGACGAUGCAGCCGAUCGCACCCCCGAAGCACAUGCGAGUAGUGAGACUCAAAGACGUCGACGCCGGCAUGCUGAAGCCGAAGCAGAGGACGAAGACGACGAAGGCGAUACAAUGAAUUGGGAAUACCUGGGCAAGAAUGCCUGCUUUCUAUACAAUUCGCGUCCAUGCUUAACAGGAUUCCUGCUCGGACCAUUGUCUCUUCAGAAGAAAAUUCGCCAACAAACUCAGCGCAAGGCUCGGGAAGCACGAUCACAGUUGACGCAAGCCUCACGGCCAAUUGAACUUAACGACGAAGACUUGGAAAAACAGGAGUCAGCGAGUCUUACCACAGUGUGCACCGAGAUUGCAAGGUUGCUGGAUGAUCACCUUUCGCGAGGAGAUGAGGCAGUAAAUCGAGACUGUGAAGAGAUUGGGGAAGACUUAACAGACCAACAGAUCCAAGAGAUACUGUUGCGCCAUCGCAUGGCUGAUAACGGCUGUGUAUCAUUGUUCGACUUCUGUGUCAACCCGAAAUCGUUCGGACAGACGGUAGAGAAUUUAUUCUACGUCAGCUUCCUAGUCAAGGAAGGUAAGGUCGGUCUGGAUUUUGACGGUCAUGGCCUUCCGACGCUCGGUAUUGCAGCCCAACGUAGCGUUGCAGAAAGACAAGAAACGAAGCGGAAUCAAGCCGUUUUCACGCUUGAUUUUGAUGUCUGGGAAGACAUUAUCAAAACAUUUCACAUCAAGAAAAGUAUCAUUCCUCAUCGACAGGAGGAGACAUAUGACGAUGGUAUUUUGGAUUACGGGCGCAUGGAAGACGAUGGGAGCCGGGCAGUCGAGAUAGAUGAAGUGUCCGAUGCGUAUGCAUAGCGACGAUUACGAUGGAUGUCAAGGGUGUACAAUGGUCUGUUUGGUCGUUUAUUGUCAGCUUGAGGGAGCGAUUGAUACCACAAGAGCCGUGUAUGACAGAUUUGAUGAGUACUCUGGAACUGUGCUAAAAGCAUAGAAGCGUUUGAAAUUAGGUGCCUACGCUACUUUAAACUCGAUAGAUGGACAUGGCGAGAAAUCAAUCCGAGACUUUUGAAAUCCUG